AUGCUUGAUGCACAGCCCUCCCCAGGUGACCUGGUGCUGAUUGGUCGCCGUUGGCGCCGGCCGCUCAGCCCCUCCCUGGGGGAGCAGCCCGCCGUGUGCGCAGGCGCGGCGGCAGCAGCAGCAGCAGGAGCAGGUGGAGCGCGGGACGGAGUGACGCUGCUGGCGGCUGUCGCGACCCCGACUGAAGAGAGUAAGAGAUCCGAGGGAGCCCUGAGGAACUACUUUAUAAUGGCAUCUGGAAACAGUGGUGAUUCAUGCAGGUCAUGUUCAGCCCGUGAAGAGAAGAACAGCGAGACUGAUGCAGAGCUGAGUGAGGUUGACGGAGUGGAGGAGAGUUUGCGGGAUGAUGUCUACAACCGGUAUCGGAGCGAGGGACAUGAGGAUGUCAACACUGGAGUGGCAACAGUUGUGGACCCGUUGCAGAUAUGUGCCAGUUCCUCGGUUGAAAUAGGGCACCAGUUGGCAAUCAUCGGAGACGAGCUCAAUCAUCAAAAGAACAGACAAUUCCAAGAUGCCGGCAUCUAUCUUCCCCUCGCAUUCCAAUGUGGGUGCAAGUCCAUCCGCAGAGCUGCUGAAAGGUUAUUUGAUAAUGACAUAAACUGGCGUCAAACAAUCACUCUGCUGAGUUUCGGCUACAAGACUGCGAGGUACUUCUAUCGUAGGGGACUGAUGGAACCUUUUGGCAGAGUUACAGAACACGUGGCAAAGAUUCCAGCAAAGAAUCAAAUCACUCGAUGGGUUGCAGAAUGCGGAGGCUGGACCACUGCCCUUACCCUGGAGAAUGCCACCCUGAAAUGGCUGCUUGGGAUCUUGGUGGUUGCCAUGCUGGCAGUGGCAAUUGCCCACAGGAUUUACCAGCUCUAAGCCCUGGCUGGUGCUGGAUCGUCAAAGCUGGCCUUGACCAAGCAUUGCCUUCGCUCCACCCAGGUGGUGGAUCUUUUUUUUAUUAUCCAACUUGAAUAACAGAAAUAAUUUUUUCUAAAUCUUUUUAGAUAUUUAAGAUUGUUUUGGGAAAAGUGCUGGGCCACACAUGUUUUCUAAACUUUUAUAAGUAUAAUAUAAUGAAACUAUGUCCGGCUGUUACUGGUAACGGUCUACAUUGAUUGCUUAGACGGGUGUUUGCGGUAGUUUUUCAUAUUGUUUUCUAUGUUGCAGUGAUGAACAUGGUUAUAUCAUUGCAUUAGAAUUGGCAGAUGCAGAAACACUAACAUAUUGUUUGAGAUGAUUUCCACUUCCAGGCAUUUGUCUAUUUUGGGCAAAAUUGCCAUUUUUAUUUUGCAAACAGUGUUUUUUACUUGAUUUGAUGCUAGUAUUGAACCAUCCAGAUGUUAUUUUGAACCUUGCAUGUUUAACUGAUGAGAGCAGGGCACUUUGGCCAUUGAGAGGGUGCGGUGGGCAGUAGACAGUAGUUGACAGUCACGGUGGCGCAGCGGUAGAGUUGCUGCCUUACAGCAAAAUACUGCGGCAGAGACCCGGGUUCGAUCCUGACUGUCUGUAUGGAGUUUGUACGUUCUCCCCGUGAUCUGCGUGGGUUUUCGCCGAUAUCUUCGGUUUCCUCCCACACUCCAAAGACGUGCAGGUUUGUAGGUUAAUUGGCUUGAUAAAAUGUAAAAAAAAAUGUCCAGUGCUGAGUGAUGCUCUACGUAGAGCUGUUCAGCGUACUACAUCCAGAUCCAGAAUAGAAUACAACCUCCAUUGCAUUGUUGCCUGGGUGUAAAGGGGGGGGGGGGGGGGGUCUGGGAUGUAAUUCCUGCCAUUGAGGCUGUAAUCCAGUAUGUUUAGGAAUUAAAGCAUCUCCUAACCACCCCCCUAAACCAGGAGUGCACUUUACCAUUCUUCCCCCCCCUCCCCGUCUUGCACACACCCGGGGGCUGUUAAACAUCCCCCAUCCAACCUCACUGGGUAACUGCUGUUAUACCUAUAAUGUUAUCUUGGCUGUUUGUAUUUGCCAUCUAUUUCAUUGGAUUUACAAUGGUGCCCAUUUGAUUGCACUUUGUGUUCAGGCUGUAGAACCACUGAAUUGAUUUCUAAAUUUCAAUCUUUCAACAGAAUUGUAUGCUGCAUUAAAUGCAUUUUCUAUUGCUUGAC
This is a messenger RNA of Leucoraja erinaceus (little skate), 2088 nucleotides long. Its product is annotated as bcl-2 homologous antagonist/killer-like. The coding region runs from base 1 to 864 and encodes 287 amino acids. Gene Ontology annotation, biological process: regulation of apoptotic process. NCBI's taxonomy places the organism in Eukaryota, Metazoa, Chordata, Chondrichthyes, Rajiformes, Rajidae. The transcript has 8 exons. The record is from RefSeq and is a predicted model, not a curated record.